Molecule: messenger RNA, 2249 nt
Organism: Arabidopsis thaliana (thale cress)
Lineage: Eukaryota; Viridiplantae; Streptophyta; Magnoliopsida; Brassicales; Brassicaceae
Gene: MYB3R-3
Product: myb domain protein 3r-3
Exons: 7
Coding region: 466-2022 (518 amino acids)
Biological process (GO): regulation of DNA-templated transcription; regulation of transcription by RNA polymerase II
Cellular component (GO): nucleus
Source: RefSeq, marked reviewed
CUUUUUUAUGUUUUAUUUUCUCGCUUUGUUUCGAUCAAGUCUUCUCUUUCUCUCUCUAUCCCUCUCUCUCUGGUUCAACGGGCAAAGUAUUUUUCGAAUAAAGUUUUGGUUUUUUUUUUAACGUUCCUUUCGCCUUCUUUCUUCUUCUUCUGCUGGUGAAUUCGUGUAUCUAUCUAUCUCGAUGAGCUCCACUUUUAAUCCAGCCGCUUCUUCUCCAGAUGAGGUUAGUUUUUGUGUAUCGAAUCUGAAUUUUUAAGGGUUUUGUUCUUGUGAUCAGAUUCUAGUGAAAUUGAGUUCUUUGUUGUUUGGCUCUGAUUCGAAACGAAUUUAACUUUAUUGAAACUAUAAAUUUUUGUGAUUACAAUUGUUAUAAACCCUAAUUUUGCUGUGGUUGGUGUUAAUGUUGAGCUGUUUACUGAAUUCGUGAUUUGUGAGAUCUGGGUUCUGUCUGCUUUGUGUUUUACGAUGAUUGCUUUUUUAGGGUUUCUCUGUUUCUUAUCAAAGUCUGGAUCUUUUUUUUCUUUCAUUGAGAUGAUGGAUCUUCAGGAAGAAACAGGUGAAGUGAAAAUUGAGGAUCAGUGUGUAGAAAAUAAGCAAUCAACACCUGCUUCGUGCUCUUCUGUAUCUGAAGGCAGUGCUGGUAGUUCCCACAAGUCACCUACAAUUGCAAGUCCUGCCACAGUAUCACCUACUCAUAGGUACCUCGGGAGGACGAGUGGCCCUAUAAGGCGAGCCAAAGGUGGGUGGACUCCGGAAGAGGAUGAGACAUUGAGACAAGCAGUUGACACGUUUAAAGGCAAGAGCUGGAAGAACAUAGCGAAAUCUUUCCCUGAUAGAACUGAAGUUCAAUGCCUGCAUCGGUGGCAGAAAGUUCUAAAUCCAGACCUUAUUAAGGGACCUUGGACACAUGAGGAGGAUGAGAAAAUCGUUGAACUGGUUGAAAAAUACGGGCCUGCGAAAUGGUCUAUUAUCGCACAGUCUUUACCAGGUCGAAUUGGGAAGCAAUGCCGAGAGAGGUGGCAUAACCAUUUGAAUCCUGAUAUUAACAAGGAUGCUUGGACCACAGAGGAAGAAGUAGCUCUCAUGAAUGCUCAUCGAAGCCACGGAAACAAAUGGGCUGAAAUUGCUAAGGUCUUACCCGGCAGGACUGAUAAUGCAAUAAAGAACCAUUGGAAUAGUUCAUUGAAAAAGAAGUCAGAAUUCUACUUAUUGACUGGUAGGUUACCACCACCAACAACAACAAGGAAUGGUGUUCCUGAUAGUGUAACCAAACGUUCAUCGUCUGCUCAGAAAAGGGUUUUUGGUUCAGUUGCUCAAACCUCAUCAGUAACUACAGAUGUAAACAAUCUCGCUGAAGACGGAAAUGGCCAAAUAAACUCAUCUGUUCCUGUCGAAGAAGUAGUAGCUGCUUCACGAAUGACUAGUCUUAAUGAGUAUGCUCGUUCUCCUCAGUUGCCUAACCCAGAGCCAUUGCCAGAGAAUGGUGGAGCUGCAAAUAAUGGUUAUCAUCUGUACUACACGCCUCAAAUAGACUAUUACAGGGCGUCAGAAGUGGAUACGCAGCGUAUGUAUGGGAAUGAAUGUGGUUGCAGUCCAAGCGCAUCACCAGUUAGCUUCUUCACUCCACCGCCGUGUAGGAAUGUGCACAGUAACGGUUCGACUCCAAGAAGUCCUGAAUCUUACCUGAGAGAAGCUGGUAGAACUUACCCAAACACACCAUCCAUAUUCAGGAAAAGACGACCCAGGGUUGUUGUUCAGGAUAACAACAACGCCAAGAAAACAGAUGAAGCUAAAGAGGUUGAUCAAAAGGUGAAUGAUGGUAAGGAUAGUUCAGAGAUUCAAAAUAAUGGAUCAAAUGCUUACAAUCUAUCUCCUCCAUAUCGGAUAAGAUCGAAAAGGACAGCAGUUUUCAAAUCAAGACAGCUUGAGUUUAUAUCUAGAGAGGAAGAGAAAGCUGAUGAUGAAACCAAAUCAUCUGAGAAAGAUAUGUUGAUUGAUGGAGAUUCUCAACUCCUAGGCUAAACAGUGACUAGAUGAUUACACGCUGAAUGUUGUUUCAUUGGUUAUAUUUUUAUUUUUGGGUUAAUGUUAGAGAUGUUAGAUGUAUUUAGUCCAAAGAAUAAUUUACACCUCAUAGUUGAGCUAGGUUUUUUUUUUCCAUAACAAAAAAAAGAUCUUCAGUAGUGGGCCAUAGAAAUUGGUGCAUGUUCUUGAUUAUUUGAUUGAUAUGCGUCUUUGAUUAUUUGAAC